Cylas formicarius (sweet potato weevil) is the source of this 6672-nucleotide messenger RNA. RefSeq names its product receptor-type guanylate cyclase gcy-13-like. The record is from RefSeq and is a predicted model, not a curated record. Lineage: Eukaryota; Metazoa; Arthropoda; Insecta; Coleoptera; Brentidae. Bases 521 to 4456 code for a protein of 1311 amino acids. The transcript has 13 exons. Gene Ontology annotation, molecular function: ATP binding; transmembrane receptor protein tyrosine kinase activity. Gene Ontology annotation, cellular component: signaling receptor complex. Gene Ontology annotation, biological process: cell surface receptor protein tyrosine kinase signaling pathway; protein phosphorylation; positive regulation of kinase activity.
UGAUUCAGUCUGAGGCUAUUAUUUUUAUAAUUGAACAAGUACAAUCAUCUGUAUGGCAGAAGCCAAAUCAAAUGGGUAAACACAACACUGGCCAAUUAAGAGAAAUGACCAAUCACCGAAACUGAAAAGUACGUGUGCAGUUUGCGAAAAACUACGCGAUUCUGUUUGUUGUCCGGUUGUCUUAUUUUAUACCGUUUUAACAUGCGCAAGUAACAGUUUCACCCUGAUUGUUUUUUUACAAUUAUUGAUAAGCAACUCGCUAGUGUACGAUACACGCAAUGAAAAUAAGGAGUAAAUUAGUUUUACGUUGUCCUGGCUGCAAGGUGUAAUAUUUCGGUAGUGAAUAGUGGCGAUAUUAUUGUUCAGUUACGAUAAACAUGGACGUUAUUGGUGUAAAAAUUAGGAAACGGCGUGAGACAUUUUAUAAUAGUUGGGACAUAAUUAGAACUGCGUUCACAUAAAUCCAAGAUCGAGGAAUUGUUAUUAUUCAUUGGAGGCAUGAGCAGGAAAUUAAGAUAGCAUGAAUAUUUUCUGGUUCCUGAUUGUCGAAAGCUUAAUUUUCCUAUCAUUUGUUGCCGGCGAGGAAAAAUGCUUGAAACAUCUUCCAGAAGUAAAUCCGAAAAAAUACUUUCACCUGGAUGGAAGGUCUUUGGACAUUGUGAUAGAAAUGUCCAAUGAAAGGAUUACCCAUCAGUUGAGCACUUGGAUUUUCUACAUUUUUAUUAAGGAAGUUAUAGGAUACUCCAAAGUACACAUAAGCUCCAGAUGGGACAAUUUCGAUAUAGAAAGUGUAAUGGAAAGGCUAAUGGAUCAAACAAAUCCAGUUGCUAGUACAACAAUAAAUCUGGAAGUAUGGAUUCCGCCCGAUUAUGACACCUAUGCUACGGAAUUUGUUAAAGAAUGUGGUAGCGUUUCCCCUCCAGGUCGUUUUGGUUGGUUCAUUCCUAUCGAGCACACGCAACCAAUUAAAACUUACUAUAAUCCGACGGGGGAGGUAGAUGUAAAAUCUGUACACUGGAGAUAUUUUCGAGAUAAGACUUUCGCACAAAUUUUUAACAUUGACCAGGAUAUUUUGGAUAAUAUAGACGACCAUAAUCUUUCAAAGAAAGAUGGACAGUAUGUGUGCAGCUAUAACUUCUGCAGUAGGAGCAUGUACACUCCGUCAUUCUGUAUGAAGAGUAAAACUCGGUGUGCAGUAUUGUUAACUUCGUAUUAUAAUGCAACAAGUUUUGUUAUUAAACAUAUCAUAGAGGAUAAAUUAUAUGUUAAAGUGCUGUUUUUGGGUGAAAACCUCAAUGUAGUUGUGAGAAGCGUGAAGCAAAUGAUUAAAAAUAGGAGAGAUAAAAGUCUGGUUGUUCUCGGUUGGACUCCGAGCGAUGUGAUCCUACACGAAAAAGAUUACAUUAGUGUGUCAUUCGAAAAUUGCGAGAGAAUGAAUUUUACGCAUAACGAAUCCGUUGGCUACAGAUAUGAGAUGCACCGUUUGGUCAAAGUGGCCUGGAGCAAAGUUGAGCAAUUUGCCAAACCAUUAUACGACGCUUUACGUAGUUUCAAAUUUCAAGAGAACGACUAUGAUUUUCUCUUGGACUUGUACAAGAAAAAUCAAUUGGCGGUGGAAAAUAAAACUAUAUCUCUAAAGGACAUCGCCUGCGAAUGGAUGGAUAAACGGAACGGCACUUGGACGAAAUGGAAACAAAGCACGGAAAGUCUUAUUUAUAUAGGCGGCAUAUUUCCAUUAUCAAGUUCGUCCUACACCGGUACCGGAAUCGUUAAAGCGGCGUUAAUGGCCAUGAACGCAAUAAAUAUGAACAAAACGCUCCUUUCCGACUACAAAUUAACGAUUCUAGUGACGGACGGCAUGUGCCGCGCCGACAAUGUUAUGAAAAAUUUCAUCGAUUUUAUCGUUGAUCAAAAUUAUUACAACAACUUGGUGGGUGUUCUCGGUCCCGCAUGUUCUGAUACCGUUGAACCGCUGGCUGGUGUGUCCAGGCAUUAUCACAUAAUGGUGAUUUCGUACAGUGCCGAGGGUUCCAGCUUUUCAGAUAGGGGGAAGUAUCCAUAUUUUUUUCGAACAAUAGGAGAAAAUCAACAUUACAACCACGUUUACCUCGCGCUUUUUAAAAAAUGGAGAUGGAAACGAAUCGCGGCCCUUACAGAAGAUGGCCAAAAAUAUACGGAGUACAUCUCCUUGUUGCAAGAUGAACUUGAACAGGAUCACAUAGCAUUUAUAGCCAACAAGAAGUUUCCUAGGGAAAGAGCCGAGUCAGAGCCUAUGACACGGUAUUUGGAAGAUUUGAAAAACAAACGAGCUCGUAUUAUCAUAGCUGACGUUGUUGACGAUGAUGCGCGUGAAGUUAUGUGCGAAGCUUAUAAACUUAAAAUGACAGCAUCAGAUGGCUAUGUUUGGUUUCUACCAAUGUGGCUAAAUCGCACCUGGUAUAAUACGGAUUACUUUAAUGCGGUACUCAACGAAGGUGUUAAGUGCACCACCGAGGAAAUGAUUAAGGCCAUUAAUGGAUACUUUUCCAUGACUCACGCAUAUUAUGCACCAGAUAAUGCAACCAUGCAAGAAGGAAAAUCUGUUGGAGAGUGGAAGGCAGAAUAUCAAAAAUAUGCUCAGAAUCAAACAUCUGACUAUGGAGGAUUUGCUUAUGACGCAGUAUGGGUAUACGCUUUAGCGUUGGACAAAUUAGCAAAAACAGAUCCGGAAGCUUUGUCUGAUAUGCAUUCGGAAAGCACUACAGAUAAGCUGGUGAAGUUGGUUGAAGGUACAGACUUUUAUGGAGUAUCAGGGAGAAUAAAAUUUAGAGGUGGUCCUUCAAGAUUUUCGGUUAUCAACAUUUUGGAGUGGUAUAAUAACACUAUCAAUCUCAUAGGGGAAUUUUACCCUAAUCUAACCAAUGACAAAUCGGAAAUUUCAGGCGGUGAACUUAUUUUAAAUAACUCAGCUGUAAAAUGGUUCACGGAAAAUGGUCAACCGCCAGACGACGGUACGCUGCCGCCCCCGAUCUGUGCAAUCGAAAGUUUCGCUAAAGCGUUUAACGUUGAAUGUCAAACUGCUGUUAUUAUAUUGAACGUUAUAGUAGCGGCAUUUUUGAUUCUAGUUGUUUGUAGCGUUUGUGUUUAUCUUAAGCUGAAGUAUGACCAAAAGGUUAAGAAACAAAAGGAAUACAUGGAAAGUUUGGGAAUAUACGGCAAAAAAGUUCCUGCGAAUUUGGACGAUUUUGAGGUUCCGAGAGAACAUGUCACGAUUAAUCGGAAACUGGGUGAAGGAUUCUUUGGCAAAGUGUAUGGCGGUGAAUUACGGGUAGGUGGCGGGCUAGUACCCGUCGCGGUUAAAACUCUAAAAUUAAGCGCCUGCACUGAGGAUCAAAUUGAUUUCUUAUCCGAAGCUGACAACAUGAAACGAUUCGAGCAUCCGAACAUUGUAAGACUGUUGGGCGUGGUGACGAAAGAGCGCCCUAUCUACACGUUAAUGGAGUGUAUGUUGUAUGGCGAUCUGAAAACGUUUUUACUUGCUCGUAGACAUUUAGUUAGCCAAAGUAUCGCCGACGACGAAGACGUCUCACCCAAAAGACUGACUUGUAUGGCCUUGGACAUAGCUAGAGGUCUUAGUUUCCUUGCUGACCAAAAAUUCGUACAUAGAGAUAUCGCGUGUCGGAAUUGUCUCAUAAAUGCACAAAAAGUAGUAAAGAUUGGCGAUUUCGGAAUGACGCGGCCAAUAAAUGACUACGACUGUUAUGGUUUCAAGGAUAACGGUAGAAGGAGGGUUUUGCCCGUACGUUGGAUGCCACCGGAAAGUAUCGUGAACGGAAUAUAUUCGCCUGCGUCCGAUGUUUGGAGCUACGGCGUAACCCUCUACGAAAUCGUCACAUUCGGCUGCACGCCGUUUUAUGAUAAGACCAACGUCGAAGUGAUCCAUUUUAUCAAGGCGGGACACAUUUUAGAGAUCCCCAAGGGAGUGAAGCCAAUGCUCGAAGCCCUGAUGAAAAAUUGUUGGAAGCAAGACCCAAAACAACGCACCACUGCCUCGCAGGUUGUUGAAUUCUUAGCAAAUAACCCAAGACUGCUUUCUCCAUGUAUGGAUAUUCCCCUGAUGUCCUUAGAAUUAGAAGAGAUGAUACACCAGGAGAACAACAUACCGAUGGAGAUCCGACAACGGUCGGUCUCUCCAAAUUUCAAUUCACCCAAAGCUCAAAUAACGCACAGUCAAAACAAUAUCUAUAAUGAUAAAUUGCCGCCAAUUUGUCACGAAGAAGACUUAUCCGUAAGUAUACCUUUAGAGAAUUACUGCCCUAAGAUGCCUCUAUUAGGCACUGGGAAGUCGACUAGUAGUUUAAUUAGUUUUGGAAAAUUCCAAAUGCAAAGCUGUAGGAGGGACUCGGAUCGUCAAGAUGAAGACGAGGAGUUUAGCGCAAACAGUCCUCUUAACGGCUACAUAAGUAGUAAACUUUAACUAUGUAUAAAACGAAAUUGUUAGCAAAAUGUGCUGUUGAAAAGUAACAAAAUGUUGUUAGUCUAUUUGAAUAGAUAUAGAUAUCUAUUUUUGAUAAUCUGUAUGUUUCAUUACUAUUAGCCCAAUGUAAUCUUGCAAGUCGAAUAAUAUCACAACUACUUAAUUUUUGAUAUAGUGGCAUCACUUUGUAAAUAAUUAGUUUUAAAAAUCUAGUCAAUCACGUGUAGUGUAACUUCAUAAUAAACUCAAUAAAGUGGUUUUAAUCAUAACAAAUACAUCACUGCUGUACAGAGUGUUUGCUAAGUGAGUACUACUAAUUUAAAAAGGCAAUCGCUAGAGAAAUGCGUCUUUUACACAACGACCUUUUUUUUUUUGUACUUACUUGGGAAAUGUCCUAUAUCUUUAAGUGGGUAAUAACCUUGACUGAAGACUUGUUAUGAAUAUAUCUGUUUUAUAUAUAAAUGGAGGAAUGUUCCCAAUUGUAGUGGUGUAUGUCUCUUGUGUUUUCUGGUCACUGAUUUUCAAAUUGUGGAUAACGUGUAAUGCAAUGCAAUUAAGGUGUAAUUUCUUUUAUAAUAGGGUCAGAAAAAAAUUGAAAAAUAUUUUUACGAUUUUCAUUUUCUCCAUAUAUCCGAAACCAGUCGGAAUUUUCUUAUUUUCCAAACAGCUGUUGAUUGCGUAUCAUAAUGCAGAAGCUUUCCCGCUAUCUAACUAACUUCUUAUCUCGUAUUUGUGUAACCCCUGAUAUAGAUCUUACAAAAAUUUACGUGCUGUAUGCAGUAAGAGAUAUAAUUUUUGAAGUUGUUACUUGCCAAAUAUUGGGUCUCCACCUCGGUUGGGUUAUGCCAGGAGCAUUCCAUGCAAUCCAUCAUUUUGUAACAAUUUCAGUAAAAAUAGUUGCUUGCGGUCAAAGGUUAAAAUAUUUUUUCACUUCAACGUUCGGUUAUUGUUUAUUUCCAAAAAAGUAGCCUCACAAAUUGCGACAGUAUAAACUUUUUAAAGAAUUACCGUGCAAGAAACUUAAUUUAGCAAUUUGAAAUGGUAUAAACGCUUUUGCAGUGAAGGUUAGAAGUUGACCAGCUGGAUGAAAUUGUAUUGAUAUAGAUGUAUGUUUUAUAUGUGAUACAGAUGUAAAGAAACCUCACCUCCCAUUUCUCUUUUUUUAUUUUUAGAUAUUCAUUAAUGAUUCAUGAGAUAUUUAGGAUUAAAGAGAUCCGAUUUAAGUUUACCUAAUUCUUUAAUAAUUAUGUUAUGGACUUCCCGACCUAUACACAAUAUGGUCAAGUACAUAAUUGUAAAUAUUUGUCACACUAUUAACUCAUUGACAGAGCAAUGGUAAAGUAAAUUUUUAGAAACUUCAUUUAGUACAAUUGCAGCUAUAUUAAAUAAGUAAACAAUGAAAUGUUAGCUGACUGUUGUGCUCAUAGUUUCUUGAAAGAUGGAGUUAACUUUCAAAACUGCUGCAUUAUUCUGGUUUAAUAAUAGCGUUUGAGGAAAGUGGUUGAUUUAUGGGGAGGGUACAAUUACACUAGGAAAUAAUUGCAUAAAUAAGAAACGAUUUUUUACGUUAGUUUCUUUGUGUGUUUGCAACAUUAGCGCAGGUCUGCCCUAAGCCGAUUUAAAAGUUUUAUAAAUCAUUUCACCAACCAGUCGUUUUUGUUGAUUAGAAAUUUUCGUUUUAAGACAGCUGCCACAGGGCAUUUACCUUAAUAGCUUCAAAGAGAAUUUGAAAUAAUGCAAUAAUAAUACAAAUAACAUAAGGUAAAUAACCUUACUUGACCAACUAAUAAUUAUUAGAAGUCGUAGGUGGAAUGUUGACCAUAAGGUCAAAUUAGUUGAAGGAUGAUAAAUUCACAUGAACUUCAAAAUGUUUUUAGUUUUGCUUUAUAAUGCAAAAUUUUUCCGACAGGCAUAUUAAUCGUUUUUUAUUCAUAUCUUGUAGCAUGUAUGUGCAUAUAUUUCUUUUCGAUAUUGAUCAUUUCUAUUCAAGGGGUUCCCGGAGAUUCAAAUCUCAAAUACCAUGACUAUUAUGUUCCUGCUAAUAUUAAUAAUCUGGAAGACUACUACUUCAAAUGUUGCGUGCUAUUUUCCAGACCUUUAUAAUAAUUAUUAAUGUAUGGAGAUUCAUUCUUAUGUAUGCAUAUGAGAAUUGUAAUAUGUAUAUUUUGUAUUAGUAGAAUAAGUACAAACAAUAAAUUUUGUACGUUUUCACCUUU